Molecule: messenger RNA, 2422 nt
Organism: Venturia canescens
Lineage: Eukaryota; Metazoa; Arthropoda; Insecta; Hymenoptera; Ichneumonidae
Product: SUN domain-containing protein 1-like
Exons: 9
Coding region: 97-2031 (644 amino acids)
Cellular component (GO): nuclear envelope; meiotic nuclear membrane microtubule tethering complex
Molecular function (GO): protein-membrane adaptor activity
Source: RefSeq, a predicted model, not a curated record
UUAUUCGUUAAUGUUUACAGCGUGUUUCCUAAAACUGAUUACACGUAUUCGCAACACUCACAAUCGCGAUAUGAGAUCGCACCGGGUGUAUUAGCGAUGCCGAAUAUGUCUCGGCCCUCGAUUCAUUCGGACGGAAACAGUACGAGCGACAGUGUCAAUUCUUUGAGCCAACAAAAUUUAAGUCAACGCUCGUGCGGCACUAGAGAAAGCUACGGCGAAUCGUUGGAUGAAGACGCUAGAGAAACCAUUGAACAGAAUCGUUUGAACGAUUUGCAUUCUUGUCGAUUGCGGUCAGGUCUUACCAUGGGAGAAAGAUCGGAGGGUUCGAUAGUUUACAAAAAAACUCUCCUCGCACAGUACAAAAGUCGUCGCGAAGUUAUUUACGGUGAACAAAGCGCUUUCGCGAGGGAAGAACGCUACGGUAUGUCGUCACAAGUUGAUUCGGACACCGAGCUCGAUGAAGCAAUUACAUUGCGAACAACAAACCGAGAGAAAAAAUGGAGAAUACGGCAAUGGAUGGAAAUAAUUUGGCGUACUCUUGUCACGUGGAUUUACAGUUUUUGGCAGUUCGUAAAUGUUAGAAUACUUCGAAGAAAAACUGCUACAACUAGUCACGAAUAUUAUCGUUAUCGAGAAUCUAAAUGGAAAAAAGCUUUGGAUCUGAUCGACCGUUUAAUGCAGUAUUUCUAUUUUUUAAUGGUGAGGAUACUGUAUUUAGACACUUGGCUUUUAAGUCGAGCGACAAGUGUUCGACAGCGUUCGAAAGGCAGACGAUCGGGAGUGAUAUGGCUCAUAUUUUUGCCGCCUCUCCUUUUAGCUGGAUUUUGGCUUUUCUCGAACACACUGAACUCUAUCAAACCUUUCUCCAUCACGGGAUUUCUGACUCAAGGAGUUUUCUCGCCGGAAUCAAAAAUUCUCAAGACCGUGGCAAACGAUCAAUCCGAUGGAGAGGAGCAUAAAAUUCUGAUGGAAUCUUUGCUUCGAAGAGUCGAAAAGUUGGAGUCUGCAGAAACGAGCAAAGUGCAAAACAUCGAAUACAUAAACCAAUCGAUGGACCAGUUACGAAAAGACAACACGACGAUAUGGGAGCAUUACGGUGAAAAACUGCACAGCAUUGAAGAAAAUCUGGACAAAAAAAGCGAGGAAAGUUCGAGCGAGAUACGAGCCAUAAAAUUGGAGCUGCAAAGUCUUCGAGAAUUGUACGGAACCUUAAAAACUUGUUGCGACCAAAGCGCAUCGACUUUGAGAAGCGAGCAAAUGGAGGAACAAGUGGAUCGAGCUGUUGCUGGAUAUUUUGGCGACGGAAUUUCGAAACAGGAAAUGAAUCGGAUCGUCGAAAGUUUGCUUAUUGCCAGCUCUGAAAAAAAAUCCGUCAAAACCGGAGAUGAAGCAGCCGUUCUCGACGAAAACGGUGGGGUUACUUGCUCAGGUUCUUCCUCGAUGUCUGAUGACGAUGUACGAAAAAUCGUUAACGCAGUGCUCAAAAUUUAUGAUGCUGAUAAAACCGGGAAGGUCGAUUACGCUCUUGAAUCUGCAGGUGGUCAAGUGAUAAGCACACGUUGUACGCAACGUUACAACGUGAACACGCGAGCCUUCAAACUUUUGGGUGUGACGUUGUUCUACGAGAGCAACAAUCCGCGUACAGUGAUUCAAGGAAAUUCGUUGCAACCAGGAGUGUGUUGGGCUUUCCAAGAUUUUCCAGGAUACCUGCUCAUUAAAUUAAGAAGUUUGAUAACAGUAACUGGAUUCACCUUGGAGCAUGUGCCGAGGUCGCUUCUACCAAACAGUGAAAUGAGGAGCGCGCCCCGAAAGUUCAACGUUUGGGGUUUGAAGGAUGAGAAUGACGUGAAACCGGUCAUGUUCGGUGAUUACGAAUUUCAGGAAUCGGAAGAAAGUCUCCAAUAUUUUCCUGUGCAGAACACCAAAAUCACCGAACCCUAUGAAUUCAUAGAGUUAAGAAUUGACAGCAAUCACGGUCAACUGGAAUACACGUGUUUGUACAGAUUCCGAGUUCAUGGAAUCCCCGCAUAGUGGAAUGCUUCAAAAGAAGUGAAAGAGCAGUCUGGAUGUAAAUUUUCCAUCAGGAAACAGGAUUAAACGGUAAAAUAACAUGACUAUGUUACUGUACCAUUGCCUACAAAAACGCAUCAAGUAAAGUUUUAAUAUAAAUGCAGAGUAAGCGUGAGUCUCGUUACUUUUUGUUAUUCUCGUGCGAUAUCGUUUGAAAGAAAUUUCUGAGAAUUCGUGUACUUUUUUUAACGCUUAUGAAUGUAAAAUAUACGUAAUUUGUAAAUCUUGUCAUAUUGGCAACAUAUCAACGAGCUCAAAAAGAACAAAACACAUUUGAUCUUUUUGGCUUCGAUGAAGUAGUUUUUUCAUUCUCAAGAAUCAAUAUUUUCAAUUUCAUUAAAAACAAACAAAA